AUGCCAUCCCAAUUUGCUCUUAUGGGUGUGUUAAGCGCUCAACAAUCAGAGUUGCCUCAAGAUCCUAGAGUUAUGCUAAACACAAAUGUGCCGUUCUCCGCCUUCAUAUGCGGGGUCCAAGGCAGUGGGAAGUCUCAUACCACAAGUUGCAUUACAGAGAAUUGCUCCUUGCCAUUGCCUAUCUUAGGGGCCCUGAAGCGGCCACUCUCCACACUGGUGCUCAAUUUCAAUGAGCACAGCUCGAAUGUUGGUGCCCAGCCGUGCGAAGCUGCCUUCCUGUCUUCAGUUUUGCCGGAAUGGUCGAAGCAUGGAUUCUCCAUCCCCGUUAGAGUUCUGUUGCCUUCCUCGAAUUUCUACAGUCUCAAGAUAAUGUACUGCCAGAUACCAAAUGUCGAGGUUCAGCCAUUCAAACUCAAGCCACAUCACUUGAAUAUCAGUACAAUGUUAUCUCUCAUGUCCAUGGGAAAUGGUGACCAGAUGCCCUUAUACAUGAGCCAGGUAACCAGAGUUCUCCGUGAAAUCGCAAUUGAAAACAAAGGAGGAACCUUUGAUUAUCUUGAUUUCAGAAGACGCCUGGAAGACCUAAAUCUAAAUCGUAUGCAGACACCCUUCCUACAUCAGAGAUUGGAUCUGCUUGAUUCCUAUCUGGACCUUAAGGGGGAGCACAAUGGCGACUACUUCACUGACGGUGGCAUCACUAUCUUGGAUUUGUCUUGCCCAUUCAUGGAUCAGGCUACCACCUGUCUCCUUUUUCGUAUUGCUAUUGAUCUCUUCCUACAUGCACAUCCCUCACGGGGUAAGAUGAUCGUGGCAGAUGAGGCUCACAAGUAUAUGAGCGAAACACCAGCAGCUAAGGACUUGACUGAGACAUUCCUUAACAUCAUUCGCCAGCAACGCCACCUUGGGGUUCGGACCGUCAUCUCCACGGAAGAGCCAACCAUUUCGCCGCGGCUGAUUGACCUUUGCUCUAUGACAAUCAUUCAUCGGUUUACAAGCCCUGAGUGGUACAGAACAAUCAAGAAACAUGUCACUAUUGAUGACGAGAGUAACAACAACAACGCUGAAGAAUGCCUUGAUGGACUUCAUGAGAUUGCACGUUUGCGAACAGGGGAGGCUUGGGUUUUUGCGCCCUCUGCUUACCUCCUGGAUGAAAAGAACGCUGUGGUCAACGUUACACACAAAGUUUUCAAAAUGGCAAUUCGAAAGCGUAUCACCUGGGACGGAGGGAGGACAAUUUUGUGUGUCCGUUGA
Messenger RNA from Aspergillus pseudotamarii, 1251 nucleotides. RefSeq lists its product as uncharacterized. Bases 1 to 1251 code for a protein of 416 amino acids. The record is from RefSeq and is a predicted model, not a curated record. Lineage: Eukaryota; Fungi; Ascomycota; Eurotiomycetes; Eurotiales; Aspergillaceae. The transcript is spliced from 3 exons.